CCGGCGAGGGCGAAGGCAGGAGGGACAGUGCGAGCGGGGGGCACCGGGUGGCGGCGGCGGCGGCCCCGGGAUCACCAUGGCCGAGCUGCUCUGGAGCCUGCAGGAUUCCCAGCUCGUCGCCCGCUUCCAGCGCCGCUGCGGGCUCUUCCCCGCGCCGGAUGAAGGCCCCGGCGAGCCCUGUGCUGGCCCCGCGGAGGGCGCGGCGCGGGCGCCCGGGCUCGGGCAUCUCCCCGCGGCCAAAGGCAGGGGCGCCGGGGAGCCGGCCAAUGGGCUGCGGAGAGUCGCGGUCCCGCAGGCUUAUGUACAGAAGUACAUUGUGAAGAAUUAUUUCUACUAUUACCUAUUCAGAUUUUCAGCUGCUUUGGGACAAGAAGUGUUCUACAUCACAUUCCUUCCAUUCACUCACUGGAAUAUUGAUCCUUAUUUGUCCAGAAGACUGACCAUCAUAUGGGUUUUGGUGAUGUAUAUUGGCCAGGUGGCCAAGGAUGUCUUGAAGUGGCCCCGCCCCUUUUCCCCGCCUGUGGUGAAACUGGAGAAGAGAGUGAUUGCUGAAUAUGGGAUGCCUUCCACCCACGCCAUGGCAGCCACCGCCAUCUCCUUCACCCUCCUCAUCUCUACCAUGGACAGGUACCAGUAUCCCUUUGUUUUGGGACUGAUGAUGGCUGUGGUGUUUUCCACGUUGGUGAGUCUCAGCAGACUUUACACGGGGAUGCAUACAGUCCUGGAUGUGCUGGGUGGCAUCUUGAUCACCGCCAUCCUCAUCGUCCUCACCUACCCCGCCUGGACCCUUAUCGAUCUCCUGGACUCGGCCAGCCCCCUCUUCCCUGUGUGUGUCCUGGUGGUGCCAUUCUUCUUGUGCUACAAUUACCCCGUGUCCGAUUACUACAGCCCGACCAGAGCGGACACCACCACCAUUAUGGCUGCCGGGGCUGGGGUGACCAUAGGAUUCUGGAUCAACCAUUUUUUCCAGCUCAUGUCCAAGCCCACGGACCCUCUCCCUGUUAUUCAGAACAUCCCGCCCCUCACCAGGGACCUGUUAGUUUUGGGUCUGACCAAAUUUACGGUGGGAAUUGUGCUGCUCCUCUUGGUUCGUCAACUUGUACAAAAUCUCUCGCUGCAAGUGCUGUACUCCUGGUUCAAGGUGGUCACCAGAAACAAGGAGGCCAGGCGGAGACUGGAGAUCGAAGUGCCUUACAAGUUUGUCACCUACACGUCAGUUGGCAUCUGUGCUACCACCUUCGUGCCAAUGCUACACAGGUUUCUGGGAUUACUGUGAGCCUCAAGUGGUCGGAAGUUAGCUCACUGGACAUGAGAGCAAGACAUCAAAAAGUUGUUGAGUGGGGAAGUUUUGACAACACAUUUUUCUUUAAAAAAAAAAAAAAAAAGCCCUAAGUCACAUGUCUGUUUUGCUGGUACCUGAGAGAAAGGUUGCUGCUUUAUGGAAGGAAAAAUGGUCUCACGGUGACCACUAGCCUUGUAAGCGUAAUGUUGCAGAUGAAGCCAGGCAAACCCACAGCUGAGUUCUUUAAGGCGCCUCACCCUGUCCAUUACUUGGACUUUGGACCAGUCCUGGGCUGGCAGGAGCUGUGGCCUGGCUUAGGAACGGCCACAAGCCCCCCUGGGUUCUGGAGAGCCUAAGGAGACGGGCAUGAUCCAGGAGGCUGGACGUCGAGCGUUCCUUUUCAGUUGUGACCUUGCCCAGCACUGAGUCUCAUUUCCAAAACUGCAAUGUUGGUCCAAGAGAAAGGGUGGUGCCACGUAAAACUGCAUUCCUUGGACAGGGCGACUUUCUUGUCAUGAUGAUCACAUUAGACAGUGCCUGCAUGGGGGGAAAGAGCACUGGGAACCUCGCUGGGAAGCAGGAAAGGCGGGGGCAAAGCUGGCGAGGUCACGGGCAAGAGCCUGCUUUCCUUAUGCAUCCUGGUCUCUGUCGGGUGCAUAUUGAACCGGGAUCCACUCCUCGUUUGUACACUUUGCAGGAUUCCAGGCACCAUUUCUGUCCUCUUCUGACCCAUGAACCCAACUGGCUGCUCCCAUCUCACCUCAUCUGGGUUCCUCUGAGUGUCCUGCUCUCUCCUGCGUCAGAGUGACUUGGGACAAGCCCUCUGCUCUUCUUCAGCUUUCUUGCUUCCUUACAAACUGGGAAGCCAGUGUCGUCUGCCUGUGAAAGUGGAUCAAUAGAAGAACCGAUGAACACAAUCCUUCCUGGGGCCUGACAAAGAGGGACUAGCCCUCCCUCCCUGACACUCGUCCUCCACUUCUUAGUUACUUUUCCUAAAUCUGUUUUCUCAUCUGCUGAAUAGAAUCAGCGGCUCCCUUUCCAUCUUCCCACCUCUUACCUCUUGGCAGUUUUAAGGGUAAUUAAUGCAAGAACGACAUCAGCCUCUCUUAGGAAAACAAGCCAACAAAAUACAACACCUUUAAAUCUCGGGAGAGUCCUUAGACUUAGGAGGGUGGUCAUUAUGCAGACAACCCCCUGCAGGGGUUCCUCUUCAGUUCUUAAGAAUGAGGAGGAACAGGUAUCAACAGUGUUCUUAAAAGUGAGUAUCAGCUUGUAAUUAACAAAGUGUCUUUUGCGUGUAGUGCCUGAGCUGCUGAAGCCAAUGAUCUAUAACCCUCGUGCAUCCUCACCAUGCACACACUUUGGGGGAAAAUUAGCCUGCCUGGAGAGUUAGGCUCUUACCUCUGCAUCCAGUGUGAAAACCGAACACCCGUUUCUCCUGAUUUUGAAUAUGCACCCUGGCCUUUUGGUUGUGAUGAUCUUGAGUAUUUGAUUUAAUGCUCCAGUUUAUUGAGAAGAAUAAUUGUUAAGACAUCCUGUUUUUCCUUCAAAUUCUUCUGACAUUUUUCAUAGUUAGAAGGCAGGGGUCAAAAUGACCUGCCGUUUACCUGUCUUUAGAUCAUACUCUGACCAGUAGUUGUGGCACCGUGAUGGGGAGAUGCCCCAGCUCAUGGGCACCCCUGCCCUAGGCCGCCCCACAAUGCAGUGCAUGGGGCACUUCCCUGUACCUCCGUCCCCACAGGCUGCCAAACCCGAGGUCACAGUGCUAGCUGAUAUUUACGCAAAAUGAUUUUAGUUGAAUUCUCUGAAGCCAGCUAGCAAAAGGAUCAGCCUUUUCCACUUGUAUCUUUUGAGAAGAAGGGCCAUAAUUAUUGUCACAGCAGUGGGUGUGGGUGAUUCAUUUGUGUGUGUGUAAAGUUUACUGCCGUCCUUUCGUUUUAAGUCCCGACAAUAGGAUUGCGAUCAGCUGUAUUAUAUAUUUAAGGCUGUAUUUACACGAUUUGGAUUGAGGAUGAAUAUGUUAGCCACAGCUCAUUAAAGAAAGACCCAUGGAUUUGUCAUGGUUGGUCGCUUUUCAAAGUCUCUUGAUAUAGCAUCUGAAGAAUAAAAUGUGCAUAUUGGUGAGGCCAAGCUUAGUUUUUGAGCACUACAGCUCUGUGGCUUAGAAACUGGUUGGAAAAGUCCUUACCUGAUUCACACUGCAGCUUGGCCAGCCCUCUUCAUUCACUUCACACAGCGCUUCACUCUGUUAGACCCUCACGCCCUCUCAGUCUCUCUCUCUCUCUCUCUCUCUCACACACACACACACACACACACAUGCCCCUUCAAAGACUAUGCCUUCUGUCUCUGACCUUUGGAUUUUCUCUCUGGGGAAAGACUGCCCCCUGCUGGCUUGCUUCAGGCUUGGUCCAGAGCCUCUCUCUUGAGCAGGAGUCUUGAAGAGUUUCAGAAUCCAGCUCACCGUGAUGUAUCCAAUCUAAGCUUAGGACCUGCGGUCUGGCCAGUCCUGAAUUUGGAAAUGGUGACACCAAAGCCCUCGGGGUCGUUGGCCCCUCCAGGCAGAACGGCAUGCCCUUUUCCCGCCUGUCCUCAUCCUGCUCCCAGCCCACCACCUCUCUGGACCAGGGCAUCCAUCCUGUGACUGUCAUUUUAAACAGCCAUCAUUUCAGGCCAGCUUUGCUCAGACUUGCACCAUAACAGAAUGUGCAAAAGAAAAAAAAACGCAGACGAGACCAUGAACUAAAAACCCUAAACAGCUGAAAUCACCCCUCAACGUGCCUGCAGAUCACAGUGUAACACAGGAUUUUCUUGCCCAAAUAGGCGACUCAUGCUUCCCGAGUGUAACCAAAGCAUGUGGUGUUUCAGGGCCAUAUGCUCCGGGUUUCUAUUUUGGAAACUUUCAGCUGUCUUGCUUAUGUACCAUCUUUUUCCCCCAGAUCCUCAGGGUUCACGCGACCUGAGUUGAAAAGAGGCGACAAACAUAAACAGGAGGCUGUACAAUUCUCUAUCGCUGUCAUGAUUCAGUCACGUGCAAAUGUUGGUGAGCAUCAUAGCAGCCACAGGUGUGAUGAACAGGAAGUAAGUGGUAAGACUGCAUGCUUAAUUCCCCUCCUUCAACUCCUUGAUACUAAAGAACAUCCUCUUACCAUACUUAGAGAUAAAUGUCACUGUGUGUUGAAAGGUGAAUGUUAAAAGGCGAGGCUGGGAAAGGUAAGUAAAACAGAUGAGACUAUGUUGUCUGCUGAGCAAAAUGGACAUGACCGCAUUUCACAUUCACAUCGUUGCAACAAUAUGCUCUGCCUUUAAGCGUCCUUUGCUGUUUGAAAUGGUGCCAAAGGCCGAUGACGCUCUUAUUUGCAAGGCUGAGGCUAGGACCUAUUUGUACCUUGAAUGCUAUGUAUUUCAUGAUACCUAAUAUGCUGCCUGCUUGAGGCUGGAUGAGACCUCAGCUGCCCUGUGGAGUUCUCUCCAGAGAGAGGAGACUCAGGCUCAGAAAAUUACAACCCAAGACCCAAAGUGUUAAGGCUGUAGGGAAAAGACAACUUUGCAGUGUGAAUUGAGAAGAGGGAGAGACGAAUUCCAGCUUUGAGGUCUGUGACUCAAGGGAGGCUUGUGGGAGAAGCAGUGUGUGAGCCAGGCUUAAAGAACAGAUGGGGUUUGCACAGGGGUGUGAUGCACAGUAGGUACGAGAUGGUACUCCAUGGUGAGGGCACAGCUUGCCAGAGACACUUCUCCAAAAACCUCCAGCUCUAACAAGGAGAAGACAGACCACACCCGUGCUGGUGAGUGUGUGGGAAUAACAGUGGUGGCAGGGGUGGGAUAAACGGUGAGCAAGGGGCUUUGAUGUUGCAGAACCGAAUCACGAGAACAGGAAGGAAGCAUAAGAAGCUCUUUAGUCCAUUUCCUUGCCUCCACGUGGGACCAUCCAGAGGAGUUGACAUCUACAGAUGGGUAAGCAAAGGAGGAAAAUGUCCCUUGGGAAGAAGGAAGUAAAGACCACAUGUAUGGAUCAACUAGGAUGCAAGACGCUGAGCUAACGUGAAGGCUGGAGAGGAGGUCAGGCCCAGCUGAUCAUGCUUAUUAUGCUCCAGAACAAGCCCUGUCCAGGGCCUCCCCGUGACAGGCUCACCGCCAGGGCUCCGUGUUUAAAUGUUGUGCCCGACGCUCACAGCUAAGAGAUCUCCAGUGAAUCCCGUCCGUCUCUGAGUAGCCUUUCACCCCACAUGUAUCCAGCACCAGUGUGGAUCUCUACACAGCUUUGCCUCCGUUACAACUCGUUUCUUGCUGGCCCUAAGGGGAGGCAUAUGGAAGUCCACUGGAGCACUCUUUGUAAUUGCAGAGCUGGAAACAACAGAAGGUUCAUCAACAGAGGAACAGCUGAACAAAUUAUGGACAUCCAUGCAAUAGGAUUUUGUAUCAUUUAAAAGGGCUCCCAGUUUUUACUACAUAGGUGUGUCUUCUCCAGUAAAAGCUUUCUGGCAGGCAGUGCCCACAGACUGCUCUGGCUCCAGUUCAAAUGCCUCACGGGGACGAGUGUAAGACGAUCUGGCUGUGGAGCCUCCACUCAUAAGCCGAAGGGAAAAGAACAGGAUUCUGUCCUGCAGACGUGGUGGUGACGGUGAGAGGCUCUGAUGUGUGGAGAGCUUCUCUGUUUCUCAGAACAGCUCCUGGUCCCCCACUGGGCUCUCAUGGACAAGGCAGCUUCAAGCAGAUGCCGCAUUUGUGCAGUACAAGCUGGCCUGAUGCGGGGAUAGCAGUACCACCCACGGAGCCAGACACUGCUUUCUACUUUAUUCAACAUUAAUGCACAAGCACAAGUGGACUGACUUACUGUGGGGACAACUAAAGGGCACCUAGGAGGAGAGAGGGACCCUCGGGGCGAGAACCACACGACAGAGACCCGUCUUCACAAAAACGGCUCAAUGUUGAUUUCCACGCAGGAGCAGGGCAUGGUCAGCUCGAAUUUGGUAAUAACAUCAGGAUGAAGGACCCCCAGCUUCCCGAUGCUCUGACCCCGGGCAAAGAUCUCAGCACAUCGCCCGGGGAAGAAUGCAGGGCCUGAAAAACAGGGAGAGAAAAAUCAACGUUUCUCCUGGCAAAAAUGUCAGUAGACAUUUAACAUUGAAAGCUCACUAGUCUACUUUAAAAAAUAACUAUUCUUCUUUAAACUACUGGCCAUGAAAUAAGAGUGCUCCCUCACACUUUCUGGUCUUAAAAAGAAGCAUUUGAGAUAGCUAGUGGGAAGCAGCCGCAUAGCACAGGGAGAUCAGCUCGGUGCUUCAUGACCACCUAG
This is a messenger RNA of Balaenoptera ricei (Rice's whale), 6575 nucleotides long. RefSeq names its product sphingosine-1-phosphate phosphatase 2 (gene SGPP2). Gene Ontology annotation, molecular function: sphingosine-1-phosphate phosphatase activity. Bases 77 to 1276 code for a protein of 399 amino acids. The transcript is spliced from 11 exons. The record is from RefSeq and is a predicted model, not a curated record. Gene Ontology annotation, cellular component: endoplasmic reticulum membrane. Lineage: Eukaryota; Metazoa; Chordata; Mammalia; Artiodactyla; Balaenopteridae. Gene Ontology annotation, biological process: sphingosine metabolic process; phospholipid dephosphorylation.